AUGCCUUUAAAGAAGAAUAAUAGAAAGAAUAAGAAACAGAACCAUAAUAGAGUACUUAAUGUUCGCUUUGGCAGUCAAGAGGUACAGCAAAGAUGGGAUAUGAAGAAGACUACACUCGAGAACUAUGCAAUGAUGGGCCUGCAGUUCUCAAACAGCAUCAGAAAUAAGGAGAGAAGCGAGAAGGCAUUGGCAAAGCUCAAUGUCGUGGCAGACCCCGUCAAGCUCGAUGUUAAGCAACGUCCACCUCGCAUCGAGAGAGGUCUAACCUUUGACGAUCAACAUUAUUACCGCGACCUUAUACUGAAACAUAAUGAUAACUAUGAGAAAAUGAAGAUGGAUAUUGCGCUCAACUUCUGGCAGAGGACUGCUAAGCAAUUGGAGAAUGGUUGCAAGAGAUUCAUUGUAUUGUAUGGACAUCCACUGUUGGAGUCUGAUGAUGAGGAGGAAGUGGAGGAGGAGCAGGUGGCCGAAGCACCAGUCGAGCAAGUAGAACAGAAGCAACAGACACAAACAAAGACACAAGCAAAGACACAAACACAGACACAGACAAAGACACAAACAAAGAAUAAUGCACCACCAGCUAAGCAGGUAGAAGAGGAAGUGGAAGAGGAGGAAGAGGAGGCACCACUGAGUGAGAGUAAACCAAAGACAAAGAUAUUGAAGAAGAAGACAGCGAUGAAGAAGAAGCCAACAGCAGCAGCAUCAACAGCAGUCAAGAAGACAUCGACCAAGUCAGUCUAA
Messenger RNA from Acytostelium subglobosum LB1, 741 nucleotides. RefSeq lists its product as hypothetical. Gene Ontology annotation, biological process: ribosomal large subunit biogenesis. Bases 1 to 741 code for a protein of 246 amino acids. Lineage: Eukaryota; Evosea; Eumycetozoa; Acytosteliales; Acytosteliaceae. Gene Ontology annotation, cellular component: nucleolus. The record is from RefSeq and is a predicted model, not a curated record. The transcript has 2 exons.